Messenger RNA from Bombus pascuorum, 669 nucleotides. It is a transcript of the gene Mthfs, whose product is annotated as 5-formyltetrahydrofolate cyclo-ligase. Gene Ontology annotation, molecular function: 5-formyltetrahydrofolate cyclo-ligase activity. Gene Ontology annotation, cellular component: mitochondrion. The transcript has 4 exons. Lineage: Eukaryota; Metazoa; Arthropoda; Insecta; Hymenoptera; Apidae. The coding region runs from base 67 to 654 and encodes 195 amino acids. Gene Ontology annotation, biological process: folic acid-containing compound biosynthetic process; tetrahydrofolate interconversion. The record is from RefSeq and is a predicted model, not a curated record.
UGUCAUAGGUUAUACACAUGUUUUACAGAGUUCUUUUUUUGUAAGAGGUGCACAUUGAUAAAAAUUAUGGCUGGAAUAAAAUCUGCUAAAAGUACUUUACGUAAAAAAAUGAAAGAUAUUAUUACACAACUUAAUACUGAAGAGAAACAAAGACAAUCAAUGAAGGUAUUUACUAAACUAUGUUCUCUACCACAGUUUCGAGAAAGCACAAGAAUUUCCUUAUAUCUAAGCACAAAAGAUGAAAUUGACACAAUUGAAAUAUUAAAAUAUAUAUUUGAAAGAAAAAAAGUCGUAUUUGUUCCUAGGUAUAAAGGAAAAGAAAUGGAAAUGGUUAAAUUACUUUCGAUGCACGAUUAUGAAACACUACCAUUAACCAAAUGGAAUAUUAAACAACCAAAUGUUAAUGAACUUAGAGAAAACGCAUUACAAACUGGUGGAUUAGAUUUAAUACUUAUACCAGGUGUUGCAUUUACUGCUAAUGGAAAACGUUUGGGACAUGGAAUGGGUUAUUAUGAUAAAUUUUUGGACUUAUGUUUAAAGAAACAACAAAAAAUACCGCACUUAAUUGCACUGGCAUUUAAUGAACAAUUGUGUGAAGAUAUUCCUACAUCUGAAAAUGAUAUACUUUUGGAUCUUGUACUUACAGAAAAAUAAUUUAUAAUGAGAAAA